Panicum virgatum (switchgrass) is the source of this 1627-nucleotide messenger RNA. Its product is annotated as protein RETARDED ROOT GROWTH, mitochondrial-like. Lineage: Eukaryota; Viridiplantae; Streptophyta; Magnoliopsida; Poales; Poaceae. The transcript is spliced from 7 exons. The record is from RefSeq and is a predicted model, not a curated record. Bases 70 to 1302 code for a protein of 410 amino acids.
UUGAAGUGAGGAGAAGAGCCUGCUCCUACAUCCAUUCUAGCAGAGCAGAGCAGAGCAGAGUAGGCGGCCAUGGAGGCGUCGUCAAGGCUCCAAAGCCUCCUGAGGCCCCUCCUCCUCUCCCCCUCGCGCACCACGGCCAGAGCCCUCCAAACCCUAGCCCUUCGCUCCCCGCCUCCUCCUCCACGCCUCCCUUCCUCCUUGCUCCUCCUCCGCCCGCGCCGCCUCCCGCCUCCCCAACCCCACGGCGUCCCGUCCCGCCUCCCCCUCCUCCGCCCCUUCGCAUCCGUCUCCCCGGCCCCCGCCCCCGGGAGGGACCAUCUCGACUCCAAAGACCAGGGACCCCCGCCCGCGCCCUUGCCUCCGCCGCCGCCGGAAGAACUCGCCUCCGACGACGAGGCCUACUACCACGAGCACCUUCUCGAGGUUGCACAGGAGAACCAGACACGGGUCGUCCCCGUCAAGGCCUUCUUCCUAUGCACCAGUAUCGACCUGCGGAGCCUCCAGUCCCAGAAUUCCUUCAAUGUCAUCCCACCUACAUCGCGUGCCACCAACUACGUCGUACUUAGAUACUACGAUGUCAAGGGAGACCCCGAGGGUUUUAAGUCUGGUGUCAUAGAUGAGAGCCAUUGUCACUACAUGGUCGUUUUCCAAUAUGGGUCCAUCGUUCUGUUUAAUGUUUCUGAUCAUGAAGCAGAUGGAUACCUAAAAAUUGUCGAGAAGCAUGCAUCAGGUUUACUUCCAGAGAUGAGAAAAGAUGAUUAUGCUGUUGUUGAGAAGCCUACCUUGGAGACAUGGAUGCAGGGUGGUCUUGACUAUAUUGUGCUUAGGGAUCUGAGUAUUGAUGGAAUCCGUACGAUUGGAAGUGUCCUGGGUCAGAGUAUUGCUCUUGACUACUAUAUCCGUCAAGUGGAUGGAAUGGUAGCUGAGUUCACAGAUAUCAAUCGUGGUAUGGAAAAAACUGGUACCUUCACUAUGGAGAGGAAGAAGCUUUUCCAGCUCGUAGGGAAGGCCAACUCUAACUUGGCAGAUGUUAUUCUUAAGCUUGGACUCUUUGAAAGGUCAGACAUAGCAUGGAAAAAUGCAAACUACGCUCAAAUUUGGGAAUACCUUCGAGAUGAAUAUGAGCUAACCCAAAGAUUUGGAAACCUUGACUUUAAGUUGAAAUUUGUUGAGCACAACAUCAGGUUUCUUCAGGAGAUCCUUCAGAACAGGAAGUCGGAUUUUCUGGAAUGGCUUAUUAUCAUCCUGAUCAGUGUGGAGAUAUUGAUAUCUGUUUAUAACAUCAUCCAGGAGCAGAUGUAGCGCGGAUCCUGAACACGGAACGAGGGAGGUGUUUUGGCCAAGGAUUUUGUGUUGCCCCCGAUGCCAUUGGCAGCCUCAAUCAAUUUGUGAAGGAGAGUAGUAGCUAUAGAGUGGGGAUCAUAUUGGGAAUGGUAGAUGAUGGUCGCACACAGCGUAGUCUUAGUCCUUUGACUUGGUUUAGUGCGAAUGCAAUGCAAAGGUGCCCGGACCAUAGUCACAAAGUUCCUGGGUCGAGGAACGGGGUCGAGGGUCGAGGGACGUCACUUUAUAAAAUUGUGGUACGAAGGGGGUAUAUCUCUAUGGAACGAUAAAUUAUUAUGUGGAA